AAAGUACUAUCCGAGCGGCGCCUGAUUAAGCCCGGGCCUUUCACUGUACUCCGGCAAGCGGUGGCUUCAGCAUUUGCAGUUUUGCACAAACGAAACCAUUUCUCCCUUUCGAAUCAGAACUCAGAAGAACAAGACGGUCUCAAUCUCAGGAGGCAAAUCGUCUCCCUGCUCCUGCUGCAAAAACUAGAUCGCCAAUUCAAUCAAUCGCAGCUUGCUCGGAUGUUCGGAUUCUUCAGAUAAAGAGGCCCACGGCGCUGGUUCCCCGGCGGCGAUGAAUUCCGUGACCGAAACCGCCGGUGGUGAGUACCUUCCUCUCCCGUACUGCGUGCCCCGUGGCCGUUGAUUUUGGUUGCCGCGGAGCGUCACGGUCCCAGGUGGGUGCCUGCUCGUGCAGGCGAGGUGUUCGACGAAAUGCCCCAAGAGAAGAGGGCGAGAACCGACGCGGGGGGCGAGGACCCGCGGGGGUCGUCGUGGGCGGGCCUCCAGCCGGACGCCCUGGGCGUCGUGCUCAGCUUCCUCCCCUGCCUCGCCGACCGUGCCAGGGUGCGGUCCGUGUGCCGCCAGUGGCGCGCCGCCGCGCGCGGCCGCGGCGUGGUCCCGGCGCUGCCCCUGCUGGUGCUCCCCAGGUUCAGGUUCGCGGGCCUGACCCCCGGGGGCGUGCUGGCGCCCGCGCGGCGCGCCUGGAUGCCGCCGGAGCUGGACGCCGACAACGCCUGCUGCGUGGGGUCCUCCGACGCUUGGCUCGUGGGCGCCGGACAGGCCGGCGGCGAGUGCUUCUUGGUGCAUGCCUUCUCCCACGAGGUGCGCCGUCUGCCGCCCCUGGGCAGUUCCGACUGCUCUCUGCGUAAAGCAGUGCUCUCCGCUUCACCGGAGUCAGGACCCAACUGCAUUGUGGCUGCUUUCAUAAUCCGCUGGUCCAAGCCUGAACUGGCGCUCUGGAGGUCCGGGAUGAAGUCAUGGCGCGUUUGCCAUCAUGCUCUGUUUGCUGGGCACAUCGAUAUCGCCUUCUAUCAAGGGAAGCUGUACAUGCUCUGGAGGUUCACGCCAUGCCUCUUCGCUUUUGAGAUCACUGAGGAUGAGCGUGGGGUCGCCAUCUCUCGUAUGAAGGAUUGUAUGAUCGAAAAGCUCCUCCCUAGCGCUGUUGGGUCCAAUCAUGAAUUGAGCUGCAACAUGGUGGAGUGGAGCGGGAGGCUGUUAUUAAUCAUCAGAUACUAUGGUGGUUAUGGUUACCAAGCUAGGCACAGGGUUAAGGUCAAAGUGUUCGCGAUGGACAUGAGCACGCGAACUGAGUUGAGACUCACUGAGAUCCACAGCUUCGGUAGUGACUGCAUCUUUGUUGGCUCAGGUGGCGGCAAGUCCUUUCCUGCUGGUCGGCAUGACGGAGUUGAAGGUGACCUUAUCUACUUUGGUCCUGAUCAUUACAACCCUCAUGAUGCAUUUGUGUACAGCAUGAGAGAUGGUAGGACAGGGCCCAUUGUUAGGCCAUCACCUUGCGGCACUCGCGCAUCGGAGCGGAACCUCGGUUUCCCAGUGUGGUUGUUUCCUUCCGAAUGAUUUGCUUCAGGAGCAAAUAUGAUCUAUUGGGUGGUCAGGUGCUGUGCAUGGUGUUUUGUAACUCAAUCUGUCGGAGGGUUAUGCGUGUUCAUUCCGUUCUCAUAUUCCUGCCUAUAUGGUGAGGGAUAGCUUAACUGCGGAAGAACUGAGGUCAUCAGCAGAAACUGAUUUCUGCAAUGCUUUUGUACAUGCCUCAAAUGGUCUACAUGCAAGUUUUAAAUUGGCA
Panicum hallii is the source of this 1780-nucleotide messenger RNA. RefSeq lists its product as uncharacterized. Bases 412 to 1554 code for a protein of 380 amino acids. The record is from RefSeq and is a predicted model, not a curated record. Gene Ontology annotation, molecular function: protein binding. The transcript is spliced from 2 exons. NCBI's taxonomy places the organism in Eukaryota, Viridiplantae, Streptophyta, Magnoliopsida, Poales, Poaceae.